GCCCCGGCCCUUCACGCGCCGACCAUGGAGCCCGAGAGCCGCGUCCCCUACGCGCCGCUGGAGCCGGAGCCCGUGCGCAGCUACAAGUGGUGGUCGGUCUUCAACAUCCUGUGCUGCUGCCUCCCGCUCGGCCUGGUCGCCGUGUACUACUCGGGGCAGGUGGAGGAGCGUCUAGCACGGAGAGACAUUACCGGAGCAAAGAGGGCCUCCGAUACUGCCAAAACCAUCAAUAUCAUUGCCUUGCUGAUCGGGCUGGUGUGCAUCGGCUUGAUAAUAUUCUACAAGGUGCACAACGCUCAGCUGAUCAAGUCCCUGGAAACCCAAACCCACAAGCCCCUCUACUAGCAUCACAGCGCAGGAGUUUUGGGAAAACAAAACCACCAUCGGAGCCUGUCUUUAUAUUCUACUCUGUGUAGGUGCUUGCGUGUUCUCUCUUUCCCCUUCCCCCAGUAUAUCUUAUCAGUAGCCAGUAAGUCCCUUUCCACCUGGUUCCACAAUAAUGUAUUAGUCUUAUGAUUCUAAGCUGCCAAGUCUUGCAUAAGAAACUUCUUUCUCCUUGGCCAGUAACACUGCCAGCUUGAUUUAAAUACUUAAGUGCUGAGGGGGAGAAGUCAAUUCCUUUCAAUAGGAUAGGAAGGACCACCAUUGCAGAACAUGGCUUCCACUGUUCUGCAAUAAAAGAGGUGACUAGCAAGUGGUCCCACCCUAAGCAGCAUGCAAACUUAUUCUCAUCUAAUGGGGAACAUGAUUGAUUAGCUAAGCACUGGGCUCUUCCAUUCUUCUCCUCCUCAUUUUAUUAGGGCAGCAAUCUUGUUUCAAGCCAUUCAGCCAAGCUUACCUCAGUACUAGUACAUCCCUGUUAGCCCAAGCAAAAUUAAUAGAUCAUUCAGAGGUGGGCUCAGCUGUCAUAACUCCUCUGAUUCCUAGACAAAAUGCGAUCUGUAGAAGCGUAGUUAGCUUUAGCACUUCUGCCUGAAAUAUGUGACAACAAGUUCCCAAUGUUGCAAAUAAUAACUAGCUGACAGUAAGUAGGGGUGAAACAGGGCAGUGACAACCAGUUUUAUAGGUCCCCGAUGUAUAAGUCUUUCAUACAAACACAAGAAAAACCAGAGAUGAUGAUCAAGAAUUAGCAAAGCAAGUGUGGAGCCCAGCCCAUCUUCCCAUUUACCUUCUACAAGGCUGUGUAAGAGCAUCCGACACGCUGGAAGAAGAAACUGGACUGGAAGAAUGGAGUCCUGCCUUGUGCGUGGAGUGCUGAUGUCCUUGCCGGUUAAAACGUACUGCUGUGGGAGAGCCAAUCUUCAAAUAAAGAGCUUUCUGAUA
This is a messenger RNA of Gavialis gangeticus (Gharial), 1323 nucleotides long. Its product is annotated as dispanin subfamily A member 2b-like. Gene Ontology annotation, cellular component: membrane. The record is from RefSeq and is a predicted model, not a curated record. Lineage: Eukaryota; Metazoa; Chordata; Crocodylia; Gavialidae. The transcript has 2 exons. Bases 25 to 345 code for a protein of 106 amino acids.